Molecule: messenger RNA, 2109 nt
Organism: Theobroma cacao (cacao)
Lineage: Eukaryota; Viridiplantae; Streptophyta; Magnoliopsida; Malvales; Malvaceae
Gene: HDG8
Product: homeodomain GLABROUS 8
Biological process (GO): regulation of DNA-templated transcription
Molecular function (GO): DNA-binding transcription factor activity, RNA polymerase II-specific; lipid binding; DNA binding
Source: RefSeq, a predicted model, not a curated record
AUGGAUCCUGUGAUGGGGAGUAGUGGGAGUUCUGGCAACCAACAAGAAGCCUCCGAUUCUGGCAAUGGAAUGAAGUCGUUCCAUCGCCACACUGCUCACCAAAUUAGUACCCUGGAAGCAUAUUUCAAGGAAUGCCCUCACCCGGAUGACAACCAGCGACGACAAUUAAGCAAUCAACUGGGUCUAGAACCUAAGCAGAUCAAGUUUUGGUUUCAAAACAAAAGGACUCAGACAAAGUCUCAACAUGAACGGGCUGAUAACUCUGCUUUACGAGCUGAGAAUGAAAGGAUGAAAUGUGAAAAUUUCGCAAUGUUAGAGGCAUUGAAAAUGGUGAUUUGCCCAGCUUGUGGCGGUCCACCAAUUGGAGAAGAAGAACGCCAACGUUGCCUGCAAAAAUUGAAGCUAGAAAACGCCCAAUUGAAAGAGGAGCAUGAGAAUGUCUCCAACAUUCUAGCCAAAUAUACAGGGAAAGCAAUUUCGCAAAGUGAGUCACUAAUGAUAUAUAUUCCAACAUCAUCACUGCCUUUACCACCUGCUAAUUUCACGACGCAAGGGAUGGGACAUCUACCCCUUUAUAAUUAUCUUGAUCCGAAACAUUGGGACAACAUGGCAUUGCCCUACCAGUUUAAUGGAGUUACAGAUGUGGAGAAAGCACUAAUGUCUGAAACUGCUGCCAGUGCCAUGGAUGAGUUGAUUAGGCUUUUGCAAGUGAAUGAGCCUUUGUGGGCCAAGUCCCCAUCAGAUGGAAGGUAUGCUAUUCAACGCGAAAGCUACCAAAAAACAUUUCCAAGGGCCACUCGCUUGAGAAGUCCUAGUGCUCGAAUUGAGUCUUCAAAAGAUUCAGCAUUGGUAACAAUGAAUGCAGCACAACUAGUUGAUAUGUUCCUAGAUGCGGAUAAGUGGGUGGAUCUUUUUCCAACAAUUGUUACCAAAGCCAAGACAAUUCAACUACUUGAAACAAGGAUGGUCGGAAACAAGAAUGUUUCCUUACAACUGAUGUAUGAACGAAUGCACAUCCUUUCUCCUUUUGUUGCGCCUCGAGAAUUCUACUUCCUCCGCCAUUGCAAACAAAUUGAGACUGGGUUGUGGGUUCUGGUGGAUGUCUCCUAUUCCUACUGCUUCUUCAAAGAGACUUCCCACUCUUGGAAGUUCCCUUCUGGAUGUAUGAUUCAAGAAAUGCCAAAUGGGUGUUCGAAGGUCACGUGGGUAGAACAUGUGGAAGUGGAUGACAAAAUACACACUCAUCGUCUCUACAGAGACCUCAUAUGUGGUAGUUCGGCAUAUGGAGCUGAACGUUGGGUUAUUACUCUUCAAAGAAUGUGUGAGAGAUUAUCAGUCUCAAAUGGGGAAACUGAACACAUCCAUGACUUGGGAGGAGUGAUUAGUUUACCAGAAGGUAGGAGGAGCAUUAUGAGGCUUGCCCAUAGGAUGGUCAAAAGCUUUUGUUCAAUCUUGAACAUGUCAGGCGAAUUGGAUUUCCCUCAAUUAUCAGAGGAGAACAAUAGUGGGGUUCGAGUUUCUGUUCGCCAGAGCAUAGAACCAGGCCAACCCAGAGGAAUGAUUGUUAGUGCUGCUACCUCUCUUUGGCUUCCACUACCAUGCCAAAGUGUCUUUAACUUGCUCAAUGAUGAGAAAGUCCGAUUCCAGUGGGAUGUUCUCUGCCAUGGAAAUCGUGUAAAAGAGAUGGCAAACAUCUCAACUGGAAAUACUCCAGGGAAUUGUAUAUCUAUAAUUACGCCUUCUGUCCCUUCCGGUAACAUCUUGAUGCUUCAAGAGAUGAGUUGCACAGAGUCUCUGGGAUCCAUGGUAGUCUAUGCUCCAAUGGGAAUUGCGGCCAUGCACACAGCUAUAAAUGGUGGGGAUUCUUCAAACAUACCCAUACUUCCAUCAGGUUUCAUAGUCUCAGGUGACGGUCGUUCCGAGCUUGGAGUUGGUGCAAACUCUACCAGGUCUAGUGGUUCACUUCUUACGGUAGCCUACCAGAUAAUGGCCUGCAGCCCUUCAUCGUCAAUGGAGCUAAGCGUGCAAUCGGUUGCAACUGUGAAUACUCUAAUCAGCUCUACGGUUCAAAGAAUAAAGGCUGUUUUAAACACCUUUAACUUGGAUUGA